GGCGUGCCCUUCAGAAUUCGUCAUUCCUUUGGCCAAAUUUCGGAAAUCCGUAUAUGGAACCCAACUCUCAAUUGGUAUGAGGUUUGGAAUGAUGUUUGAAACGGAGGAGUCGGGUAAACGCAGAUAUAUGGGUACAAUUGUUGGCAUAAGUGACUUAGAUCCACCAAGGUGGCCUGGUUCCAAGUGGCGCAGUCUUCAGGUGGAGUGGGAUGAGCCUGGUUCCGGUGAUAAGCAGAACAGAGUUAGUCCUUGGGAAAUUGAGACCCCUGAAAGUCUCUUCAUGUUUCCUUCUCUUACUUCAGGUCUUAAACGACCUUUACAGUUGGGGGCACAAGCUGAUUGGGAGAAUAUGAUAAAUAGGCCUUUCAUUCGUGUCCCUGACAUUCUAAAUGGGGAUCUUGCAUAUCCCUCUAUUUCAAGCAUCUGGUCAGAAGAACUAAUCAAGAGGCUGAUAAAACCUCAAAGUGUUGACCAUCCUGGAAAAAUUGCACCUGCUAUACAAGAUCCCACUUUGAAGGCUGCUCCAUCACAAGAGGCCAAGAUUUUGAUGCAGCCAGCGAUCAAGCAGAAGCUUCAGCCCUCAGAAAAUAUGCCUCCACAAAGUGCACAACAUCCUCAAUUCCCAGUUGACCGACCCAAUACGAUAAAUCCAAACUUUCCGCUACAAACAAAUCUACCAAGGAAACUGCAACCUCCAAACAAACUUGGAAACCAAGCAUCAUCUGGAACUAACACUGACAUGAAUAACUCAGAACUUAUACUGGCAGCAGAUCAGUUAAGCCAGAUUACAUCUUGUGUGGGACAAUGCAAUGAAGACAAAUUGGGUGUGAAACCUAUAAAUCCACAUAGCCUCAUUAAUGAGCUGGCAUUCCUUGAUCAGAACCAUGGUUCAUCGCAAUUGCAGACAAGUUCAUGGCUUACGCAGGCACAGUUGGAUGCCAAUAUCCUUCCCACUGAACAAAUUGAUGCAUCACAACUAGAAUCUGCUACUCUUAAUGGUUUAUUUCAAUACUCUGACACUAUUGAAUGGAAUGCAUAUUCUUCCACAAGCCAGUCUCUUGCCGGAUCUUUUAGAUCACUUGAAUCUUCAAUAGGUCAUGAAAUGUGGGAUCAUCAAAUGAAUAAUUCGAGGUGUUUGUCCCAAUCAAACCAUCUUGUUCCACUACCUCAGCAAGACCUACCUAGCUUUCAUGGCACAUCUAAGUUCAAUAAUUUCAAAGAUUUGUCAGAUGAGAGCCAUAGUCAAAGUGAUAUAUACAGUUGUUUUAACUUUGAUGGUAGUAGUGGUGGAAGCACUGUAGUUGAUCCUUCUGUUUCAAGUACGGUAUUGGAUGAGUUUUGCGCACUGAAGGAUGCCGAUUUCCAAAAUGCUUCAGAUUAUCUGGUGGGCAACUUCAGUUCAAGCCAAGAUGUUCAGUCGCAGAUAACAUCAGCCAGCCUAGCAGACUCUCAGGCUUUCUGUGUGCAAGAAUUUGCUGAUAACUCAGGUGGUGCAUCUUCAAGGAAUGUGGAUUUUGAUGACACCAGCCUUUUGCAGAACAGCUCAUGGCAACAAGUAACUCCACGGGUGCGAACCUACACAAAGAUACAGAAGGCAGGAUCUGUUGGAAGGUCAAUUGAUAUCUCGAGUUUUAAGAAUUAUGAUGAACUAUGCUCUGAAAUUGAACGGAUGUUUGGACUUGAGGGGCUGCUCAACGACUCAAGAGGUUCGGGAUGGAAACUGGUGUAUGUGGAUUUUGAAAAUGAUGUUCUUCUUGUUGGAGAUGAUCCUUGGGAGGAAUUUGUUGGCUGUGUCCGGUGCAUCAGAAUCCUAUCGCCAGCUGAAGUUCAGCAGAUGGGUGAAGAGGGAAUGCAGCUUUUAAACAGCACAAUGCAGGGGAUUAAUAGUUCAGUAUCAGAAGGUGGCCGUUGGGAUGCCCCCACUGAAUUGCUAUACCCUCAGAAUGCUUGCUUACUGCCUGAUUUUG
Messenger RNA from Ilex paraguariensis (yerba mate), 1967 nucleotides. The record is from the annotation of a GenBank genome assembly. NCBI's taxonomy places the organism in Eukaryota, Viridiplantae, Streptophyta, Magnoliopsida, Aquifoliales, Aquifoliaceae.